AUGUACCUCCUGACAGUUUUGGGAAACAUGUCCAUCAUAAUUCUAGUAAUAACACAACGGCGUCUCCAUUCUCCCAUGUACUUCUUCCUUUGCAAUCUCUCUUUCCUAGAGAUAUGGUACACCACUGUGAUCAUUCCUAAGACCCUUGGAAUCAUUAUGGGGAGUAGCAGAAGCAUCUCUUUAGCUGGCUGCAAUCUACAGAUGUACUUAGUUUUUGCCUUUGGGUGCACAGAGUAUUUCCUGCUUGCUGUCAUGGCCUACGACCGAUAUUUGGCUAUAUGUUUCCCAUUGCACUAUAGCACCAUCAUGGACAGUAGCCUUUCUGGCAAGCUAGCAGUUGCCUCUUGGCUGUGUGGAUUCCUUGUUAUUUGUAUACCAGCAAUUAUGAUUUCAAGGUUAUCCUUUUGUGGGACCAAUGUGAUUAAUCAUUUCUUGUGCAACAUUGAUUCAUGGAUAAUUCUCUCCUGCACAGACACCUAUGCCAUUGAAUUGGCAGCUUUUAUUAUUUCCAUCUUUGUAAUCUUGGGCUCCUGUUUUAUAACCCUUCUUUCCUACAUAUACAUUAUAUCUACCAUUCUACAAAUGGCUUCUGCCAAAGGACAACAGAAGGCCUUUUCUACAUGCUCUUCCCAUCUCGCUGUUGUAGUUAUUUGGUAUGGAUCCACCAUCUUUCUUUUUGUUAAGCCAUCUAAGCGGACAUCUUUAGAAAUUACCAAAGUAGUGACCAUCCUGAAUACAAUUGUGACACCAGUGCUGAAUCCUUUCAUUUAUACCUUAAGAAACAAAGAGGUUAAGGAGGCUGUGAAAAAUCUGUUGCACAGGGAAUGA
This is a messenger RNA of Gekko japonicus, 828 nucleotides long. RefSeq names its product olfactory receptor 287-like. The transcript has a single exon. Gene Ontology annotation, cellular component: membrane. Gene Ontology annotation, molecular function: G protein-coupled receptor activity; olfactory receptor activity. NCBI's taxonomy places the organism in Eukaryota, Metazoa, Chordata, Lepidosauria, Squamata, Gekkonidae. Bases 1 to 828 code for a protein of 275 amino acids. The record is from RefSeq and is a predicted model, not a curated record. Gene Ontology annotation, biological process: G protein-coupled receptor signaling pathway.